AUGCACCAGAGGUCUGCGCAGGCCAUCAGCUCGGCAGCACGUCCCGGCGCAACAGCCCUAACCUUUGACCAGAACAUGCACAACUCCAGUGAAGGCUGCCUAGACGACGACAAACCCGAUGUCAUGUUGCCUUGCUUCCGCAGAAACAUGUAUGACGAGCCUCUGGCCCCGUACUCCAGCGGAUCCAUCAUCUCUCAACUCCUUCGCAAGACAAUACACAACAAGAGGGCACUAGAUGAAAGCCAUUUCUACCUUUCCAGCUCCACUGCCGCUGACUCCGGUCAGGAGGACCAGUGCAGCGUCUCUUCAAAGGACAGUGCGGUGGAAGCUCCCUCUCCCAGUGGUCACAUUUCUACAGGAGCCAGUACGGAGGGGGAGCAUCCCGUGCCGGACCACCUGCAAGCCAAGAGGGCCAGAGUGGAGAACAUUAUCAGGGUCAUGGCGGGCUCUCCCAACAGCAGGCAGCAUGGAGACAGUGAGAGGUCUGACACAGAUGCCAGAGACACCAGAGAGGCCAGAGAAGCAUACAGGGAGAACAAACGUAAGCAGCGGUUGCCUCAGCAUCAGGAACACAGUGUCGGAGGACCGGCAAACCGAAGAUCUGGAAACAUCAGUAGUGACAACUGCAACACCAAGGAUGAGGAGUGUCACAAGCUGAAAGAGCAGCUCCACAGCAUGCAAAGGCUCCUGCGUCAGCUCCAGGAAAAGUUCCUUCAAGUUUACAACCAAGAAGACCCCGAACACAAUGACAGAGAUGAGACAGAAGUCGCUGUUGAGCAUGACAGCCUGGCAGAAUGCACAGAGUCACGCUACGUAAGCACUGAAGAUGAGUUUGAAAGGAAGAAUAGCCGGGUAACUGCAGAGUGCAAGGACCGAAUGAAAGUAGUUGGUAAUCUGGCACACCAGAGAGAAAGUCAGAACCUGCAGGAAACCCUGAAGCAGGAGCUCUCCAGGGCUGUGAAUGACUGUGUGGACAGGGUGUUCAAGAAGGUGUCCUCCACAGGGCUGGAUCUGUCCCCCCAGCAGCGCAUGUGCUCAUCUCCAGAGAUGCUGAUCAGCGUGGGUGCAGACAGGAAGAGCCAGCAGGCCGGCUCCACCCAGGAACAGCCCCUGGACGAGGAGCCUGCGGGGAAACCCCGCUCUUUGGAGUAUUACGAAAGCUCCGAGGCCCAAAGUCCACAGGACCAGACGGAGGCACUGUCACUGGUGGUCCGCAAGCCGGCCGUGACCCCUCUGAGCUCAGUCCCCCCCACUGUGAAGAGGCCCUAUCCUGUGCACCAGACACCGUUUCAGUUCAAUUACAGCACUCCUCUGCAUGACAGUCAGAUCCUAGAGCAUCUUCUUAAGUACGGGCCCCAUUCCAACUUUGGGGGUCUCCCUUGCAUGCCCCCAUCAAUGGACAGGACCUCCCCAGACUCAGUGGACCUGCCCUGGGACACCAUUGCCAUGAGGUCCAAGGUGACGUCCAGCCACCUCGGCCACCACCCUCGUGCCUCGGCCCUGGGGGCAGUGACAGUCGACAAUCUGUGUCUCCCUCAUGUCAAGAUCGAGUGCGGUGAACUGAUGGCGGAACGAAACCCCUACAUGUCACUCAACAUCCAGGAGGGCCUCACCCCGAGCCAUCUGAAGAAGGCAAAGCUAAUGUUCUUCUACACCCGCUACCCCAGCUCCAAUGUGCUGAAAACCUUCUUCCCUGAUGUCAAGUUCAACCGCUGCAUCACCUCUCAGCUGAUCAAAUGGUUCAGUAACUUCAGGGAGUUCUACUACAUCCAGAUGGAGAAGUUUGCCCGCCAGGCCAUCGUUGACGGCAUCAGUGAUGUCAAAGACAUGACAGUUAGCAGGGACUCAGAGCUGUUCCGGGCCCUGAACAUGCACUACAAUAAAGCCAAUGACUUCCACGUUCCUGACAGAUUCCUGGAGGUUUCUGAGAUCACCUUGCAUGAGUUUUACAGUGCCAUUUCUGCAGCCAAAGAUUCAGACCCCUCUUGGAAAAAGUCCAUAUACAAGGUGAUCUGCAAACUGGACAGUGACGUCCCGGACGAAUUCAAGACAUCUUCCUAUUUAUAGGCUGAAGUGGAUCAUUAUAACAGUGAAGGAAUUGGAGUGAGUCACUAACAAUUCCAGAAUUUUUUCAUCCUUUAUUGUAGUGCAUUUUAGUGAGGUGAAAUGUAGCUGUUGGAUAAUUCAUAACUUUGUAGAUCUGUAAAAACACACACAGACACAUCCAUUUAAAAUAUUAAUAAGCUAUAUAGUCAAAAUGCUGUAUGUUCUACUUUUACAAACAAUUAUUUUGAAACGUUAAUGCUCCUGUGGUUUAUUCUAUGGUUAAGUGUUUACUUGUAUAAUCUGCCUCAACACAUUUAGAAAGUUACUGAGUUUGUAGGUGUGUAAAAAUGUUUUUUCAUGAAACUAGAGUGUAGCCGGAUUUCGCUGAACUGGAAGAGUUUUUUUGGGCAAUUACUAUCAGUAUUAGUGUGCUUUUCAUUUCAUUUCAGAGCUGUGUGUGUUGUGUAAAUGUA
This is a messenger RNA of Cyclopterus lumpus (lumpfish), 2519 nucleotides long. RefSeq names its product prospero homeobox 2 (gene prox2). Gene Ontology annotation, molecular function: DNA-binding transcription factor activity, RNA polymerase II-specific; RNA polymerase II cis-regulatory region sequence-specific DNA binding. Lineage: Eukaryota; Metazoa; Chordata; Actinopteri; Perciformes; Cyclopteridae. Gene Ontology annotation, cellular component: nucleus. The record is from RefSeq and is a predicted model, not a curated record. Gene Ontology annotation, biological process: regulation of transcription by RNA polymerase II. The transcript has 6 exons. Bases 1 to 2067 code for a protein of 688 amino acids.